Messenger RNA from Limanda limanda (common dab), 1391 nucleotides. RefSeq names its product eva-1 homolog Bb (C. elegans) (gene eva1bb). The record is from RefSeq and is a predicted model, not a curated record. Lineage: Eukaryota; Metazoa; Chordata; Actinopteri; Pleuronectiformes; Pleuronectidae. The transcript is spliced from 3 exons. Bases 215 to 724 code for a protein of 169 amino acids.
CAGUGACCAACAGCCUCUUGCUGCUUCCCUCCUCUGAGACAUGGGAUCUUAUCGAAAAGGCGGCUGACGGAUCUGAGACCAGCUCCAGAAAGUCAUUGUCCCUCACUGGAAACUUUGUGCUGGUGAAGCCGAGCAGCAUCAGGAGCUGCUGCUGCAGGAGUUCGGUGGGAGAAGAGCUGGAGAUGGUGCAGAGCUGAACCCACAGUGACCCGGGAUGGAGCCUGUGCAGAGGGACAUGGAGCUGCUUAGUAACAGCAUGGCCACCUACGCUCAUAUCAAAGCCAACCCCGAGAGCUUCGCCCUCUACUUCAUGAUGGGCGUCUGUUUCGGCCUGCUCAUGGCGCUCUGCCUCCUGGUGGCCGGCAUCACCUGCAGGACCCGCCGCAGACGCAAAUCCCCUCCUUCGCCCGAGAGGAGACAGCUGAAGGAGUCCAGCGAGGAGGAGGAUGAGGAGGAUGAGGACGAGGACGAGGACGAGAGCAUCGCAGGCGGGGGCGGCGAGGAGGCGGAGAUCCCCAAAGUGACCUCGGGUCCCAUGAGUGACCGCAGCAGCCAGUCCACCGGGACCCUGAGGAGCGUGAACGUGUUCGCCUCGGCCGAGGAGCUGGAGAAGGCCCGGCGCCUGGAGGAGAGGGAGCGGAUCGUCAGGGAGAUCUGGAGGAACGGGCAGCCGGACAUCCUGGUCACCGGGACGGGGACGCUGGGACGAGUCCAUUACCACUAACACACACUUUGACUGUGUCGAGAAAAAGACACCUGACAGACUGCAGAGGUCAAAGGUCAGGGGGACUUGUUACCUCAUCUUUUACCAUUCAGAGCCCGGGGGGUCUUACAAAGGAGUGGGUUGAGUUGCAUUGUGGGAAUUGAAGGGUCAAAUGGUAAUGGGGGGGUUUCGUCCCCGGUCAUGUUGUCUUCACUCCAUCCAGAGAAAAGGAAGAGUUGCAGUCGAAGCAGCAGAUUAUUCACUUCAUAGACGAGCAACGACCAAAACUAUCAACAGGAAGUCAACAAAACUAAACAAGAAUCUCGUAGACAAGAGAAAAACAAAUGUGAAAACCAUCCAACUAAACUCCAACCAGACCAAUCCACAGUUUCACUGAACACUUAUUAUAGUUCCUUUGUGGGGUCGUCGGAAGUAGAGAGAGGGGGAGGAGUCUAAAAAGUCUUCUCCCAAUCCAGAGGCAGCGUUCUCCUCUAAUGAACCAAUCAGUGUGAGCAAACUAAGUUUCAAAUUAAGGUUCAUUCACACAUUCAAACGUAGUUAAUCUUAAGACUGACUCAGUCUUAACCAUCAGACUCAGCGUAUUCUCUCCUCUUGUGAACUUGUUAUUGUAAAUUGGUUGUGUUUUUAUAUUUCUUGUGACAUAAAUACGAUUUUUUUUUAAUGUAUU